Molecule: messenger RNA, 570 nt
Organism: Magallana angulata
Lineage: Eukaryota; Metazoa; Mollusca; Bivalvia; Ostreida; Ostreidae
Exons: 3
Coding region: 1-414 (137 amino acids)
Source: RefSeq, a predicted model, not a curated record
AUGUCCCGGACUACUUUUACACCAUCCCCCGAACAGGAGUUAUCGAAACUUGACAUGGCGGACGGGGAAUUAAAAACUCCCUUGUCGACAACGCCAACCGAAGAUUUUAACCCACUGGCGGAAGAUCCAGACAAUUUCAUCAGUGGACAUUCUCCUCAAAGACAAGGUCAUGAUGAUGCAGAUUGUAGUGGAAGUGAAGAAGAGAGUGAUUACCAAUGUAAUUCUAUGGAAGAAAUGUCAACAGGAAACUUGUAUGGUGUCACCCCACCAACUUAUAUGCGUGGAGUAAAAAGAGACAAGAAAAAACACCAGACAAACAUUCAAAAAUCAUCCUAUAAACAAUUUACAGAACUGAAGAAGGCCUCCAAGAAGUCACAUCGAAAUGCGGUUAUAAAAGAAAGGAUCUGGAAAUAGCUGCCGACAUUAAUAUUGCAAUGACCACAGUUUUUAGCUACACUUAAAACAAAUAAUGUUGUGAUGGUAAGUAUGUGAUUGUGUCUCUAGCUUGAAGCAGUGAAGUCUAGGCCAUCUUCUCCACACUUUGUAACAGAAAGUGACAUCAUUUAAUCA